Dictyostelium discoideum AX4 is the source of this 732-nucleotide messenger RNA. RefSeq names its product membrane selenoprotein (gene msp). Gene Ontology annotation, cellular component: membrane. The transcript is spliced from 2 exons. NCBI's taxonomy places the organism in Eukaryota, Evosea, Eumycetozoa, Dictyosteliales, Dictyosteliaceae. The record is from RefSeq and is a predicted model, not a curated record.
AUGUCAUUAUUUAAUUUACCAAAAGUGGAUUUAGGUGAAGAUUGUGAAGGUGGCGUUUGAGCUAGACCUUCUUCAUCAUCAUCAUCUAUCAAUAAUGCUAGUGAUGAGUCUACACCAUUAAUUUCAAAGACAAACGAUGAAGAAAAAGCAAACAUUGGUAUCUCCUCAACCUCAAACUCCCCACAAGAAGAACAAACUAAAAAACCAUUAUUCAUUUCAAUUCUUACACUUUUAAUUAGUAUUCCAGCUUUAGUUGGUUCUUGAUGUUGGCCUGUGCUCAUUGCAAGCCUUUCUGGUGUUGCAGUUAGUGCAGGAUCCGUUGAACUAGCUCAUUCUUUAACAUUCGCCAUUACACUUAGUAUACUUUCAAACCUUGCUCAAUAUCAUUUCCAUAAAUGUAAAAAGAGACCAUCGGAUAGAGGUCAUUGGAUUAAAUUUGGACCUUUUUAUCUUACAGCUAUCGCUGUUCCAUUGGCAACCUUUGAUAUUCUAAGACAUAUUCUAGUUGAUAAUAGUAUUUGGACCAUCCACUCUUUCAUUUCACCUGCUGCCUAUAGACCUGGUUGCGAGAAUGAAAAUAUAACUUGCUUGUCUGUUAUGGGUUGGUUCUCUGCUAUAGUUUUCACUUAUACAGGUUAUGCUUGUCUUUUAGUUGGUACAAUUUGGGCUGCCGAUUUAAUUCCAAAAAUUAAAAAGGUUUGGACACAAUUACGUCCUUCAAAAAAGAAUUAA